AUGGUGGCAGCAGAGUCGAGUGCGGUACCUGGAGGCAUCAGAGAUGCCAGCAUUGGCAAGGUCAAUGAAGACCCAAAGUGGCAAGGGCAUUGGUGGAGGCAAGAUGGCGCCAAAGAGUGGCAACUUUCGUAUCAGCGAGUCCAUGGAGUCUCCCAUGCUUUUAUGAAAAUUCUUUCAGAAGGUGGAAUCCGAGGUCUUUGGGCUGGAUGGGUUCCAAAUGUACAGAGAGCUGCACUAGUGAGUCUGGGAGAUCUAACAACAUAUGAUACAGUGAAACAUUUCUUACUACGUCACACAACUCUGAAGGACAACAGCUUAUGCCAUGGCUUAUCAAGCAUUUGUUCAGGACUGGUUGCUGCUACCAUGGGAUGCCCUGCUGAUGUCAUUAAAACCAGAAUCAUGAAUCAGACAAGAGAUAAACAAGGAAGGGGUUUAUUAUACACAUCCACAGUGGAUUGCCUGAUGCAGACAAUAAAGAGAGAAGGGUUGAUGUCAUUGUAUAAAGGAUUUCUGCCAACCUGGGCAAGGAUGGCACCUUGGUCAUUGACAUUCUGGCUCACGUUUGAACAAAUAAGAAAAAUCACAGGCCUCAAUUCCUUUUGACACCAUUUCAGAGCAGAUUCUGAUUUAACUUCAGUGAAGUUCCCUUUGAGGACUGUAUCACCGAGCACCAUCCAGUUCUGGGUAGGCUGGAAUUGAAAAAUGUUCCAUUGAAAUUAGUUUGUGGUGGUCAUCCUGACUCUCAGUCUGGAUAUUGCAGUCAGCACAAAUAUUUAAUGUUAACUUCACUUAAAUUCAGUGUACUUUUGUGUCAGGAAGAUUCAGCUGUAUAUCGCUAUAAACUAUUAAAAUACUGAAGUUUUGUAUUAAUUUGAUGGCAGUGAAAGAUUAUGAGGACAUGUUAUAAAACUAGAGAGGACUAAGCUGAUUUACAUCUGUCAGGACAGACUCACCAGAGCUGAGGCACGUUGGUCAAUAGUCAGGAGGGACUUGUUCCGGGAGAUCUCAAUAUUGACUCCAUGCUCUAUGAAGUCUCAUGGCAUCAAAUUAAAUACAACCACGAAAAUUUCCUGCAACUGGAAGCAACAUUAGAUGAGGGAGCAAAGGCACAGAAUGUAUGCUUGGUGAUGGACACAGAAGUUACUUACCUAGAGUGGGUCAGUAGUACUAACUGAACUGGCUGAUUGCUUGACUGGGCAUGAUGCAGGUAGUGAGGAAACCAACAAGAGAACAAAGCCUAUGGAACCUUGUCCUGACCACCUUAACUAUUGUGGACAUAUCUGUUUGUGACAUUACAGGUAAGAGUGAUCACUGCACAGUCAUUGUGGAGACAUGCCACUGGCCAUGACUUGCAUUGUGGCUUGUAGCAUGCUGCUGUAGCAAAGGGGUUAGAUUCAGAACUGACUUAGCAGCUUAACAUUGUGCAUCAAUGAGAUUCUUUGGGACAUCGGCAACAACUGAAUUGUAUACAACCACAACUUAACCUCAUAGGCCUCUACCAUUACCAUUAAACCUUGGGAUUGACCAUGGUUCAAUGAAGAGUGCAGGAAGUCACUCCAGGAGUAACAGGCACUCCUAAAAAUGAGCUGUUUACCUGGAAAUGCUACAACAAAGGUCUAUUUCAAGCUAAGCAGGAGGAAGUACCUUGCAAUAGACAGAGCUUAAUGAUCCCCAAUCAACAAAUUAGAUCAAAGUUCCGCAUUCUUGCCACAUGUAUUAGUAAAUGGUGGUGGACAAUCAAAACAACUAAUAGGAAGAGUAAGCUGCGCAAACCUCUCCAUCCUCAAUGAACUUUAAACUGUGACAAUUAUAGUAAAAACAUAUUAUCAGUAUUCAGCCUUAAUCAUUUGAUUGCCAUACCUUAGACCUAUCCUGGGCUCAAAAUGGUUUUAAAAAGGGCAGACCUACAAUGGUUGCUUUGAUUGCCUGAUCUGGUUAAGGCAAGUUCAUGAAUCCAUCAAUAAAUAAAGAUCAGUCCAAGCUGA
Messenger RNA from Rhincodon typus (whale shark), 1985 nucleotides. RefSeq names its product mitochondrial uncoupling protein 4. Gene Ontology annotation, biological process: response to cold. The coding region runs from base 1 to 603 and encodes 200 amino acids. The record is from RefSeq and is a predicted model, not a curated record. NCBI's taxonomy places the organism in Eukaryota, Metazoa, Chordata, Chondrichthyes, Orectolobiformes, Rhincodontidae. The transcript is spliced from 6 exons.